UGCGCGCGUUCAGUCUCAAGUCAGUUGUCGAGUAGGUAAGACGUGCUGUCAUCGCCCAAGGUUUACGAGUCACGCUCGCGGUGUGUUAGUUUGUUUACAGACAUAACUGAAUGUUUAUUUAUUGAAUGAGCUGUGUGCAUCAAGACUAUCGAACCUUUCGUGAUGUUUUGUUUUGAAGCGAUGUGUUGUGCGGUUUGUUUGUUUUUGUGACAAGUGGUGUGAAAUACUAACAGCGUUUUGGAAAUAAAUAGAGCGAUGCCCCCCAACACGGACGAUGAGGAGCGGCGACUGAAGGUCGUCCAGGGGAUGGUCAACAACACCCCCUGGAAGCACGCUGUCGAGCCUGAUGUCGUUUCAAAGCCGCGACCGCCUCUGUACAACCCGGAGGACUACGCGAUGUCGCUGAAGAAGUGGGGGCGCCGCGCCGAAGAGGCCAAACAGCCCCCGAGUAUCAUCGCCCUUAGCACUCCUCAGCCCGGAGAGAUGAGCCUCAGACAGUUCGCCAGCGUCACAGACCUCCUCAACAAACUCAAGGUUGACCUCAAGUUGGCUCUCGCGAGUUUUGUGCAAGAGUUUGUUGGAGAUCCAGUAGAUGGAGUAACGCUGCUUCUUGAGUUGUUGAGAGGCAUCCAACUCUCCCAAGCCUCUCACAAUGGAAGAGUACCACCGCCUGUUUUACGAAGGUGCUUGCUGGACGAACACGCUUGUCUACAGUGCCUCCGUAGCUGCCUGAGGUGCCAGGAUGCUCCUAGAAGGUUUGCUUCCUCUCCUGCUGGUCUGUUCACGUUGGCUGUCUGCAUCAUGAGCAACGUUAACAAGUCCAGGAUACUCGCUCUAGAGCUGUUGACCAAGACCUGUGAACACUCGACAGCGAAAGGCCAUGGACCAGUUUCUGAUGCCAUGUCCACCAUGAGACUCCGCUUUGGUGAACCUGUCCGGUUUCGGUUCUUGGUGGGCAUGUUGUCCGGUGCAUGUCCCGACCUAUUGUCAGCCGGUUUACGCUUCAUCAAUGCCUUCGUUGAGACUGCACCCUCCGAACAACACCGUUUCUACAUCCAAGCUGAAUUGGAACAAGCUGGUUUCAAACCCAGUCUUCUAGGCAAGACUCUGCCAUCGAAAGCUCCAGGAGUCGAGAGUGUGAAGUCUGAGCUCAGUCGCUGGGACAAGAAUUUCAUUGAUGUUCCAGCCUUAAAAGCCACUGCUGAGAAGGCCACAACGGAAGUAACGGUUCUUAAAGAAAAGCUCACCAUUUUGGAAAGACGAAUACAUAUUCUCCAGGAGGAGAAGGGAGUCCUCUCAUCUCUGGAGAAGUGUCUGAAAGAUCGUUGCUCAGAGCUGGAGAGUGAAGUGUGCUCUCUGAGAGAUCAAGUUCCCCCACGUACAGCUCUGAGACGGUCUUCCAAACAGGAAGGAAGCGGUUCUACCCCAGCGGAAGAUGAGGGUAUCAGCUCCUCUGAUCAAGAUGAGGAAGAUAUCGAACAAGAACCUCUCGUAUAUGAGAUGUUUAAUGUUCAGAAUGACACAAUCGUUGUUGACGGUCGUGAGACUAACGUGGACAAAGAAGAUGAAGAGGAGGAAACAACAAUUGAAGAAGUGAUGGAGGAGUUGCAGAAUAUCAUCAACGACGCAGAGACUGACUAUGUGACCAAGCGUGACCGAGGGACUAAGGAGGAGGUAGCUCUGGCAAAACACUUCCAGAGGCUGACUGGACGCUCCAAUGCUGACCUCACCUCUGAGGCCCUCAUCCUGGAUGAUGAGGUUGACAUUGUUCCGGAGAGGCUUUUACCACAACCACCUAGGAGAUCUCGAAGUCUCUUCCUUCUCGGGCGGGAUUAUGAGGAACAUAAUCCUUUCUUUGAGGAUGAAGACAGUUUUGACAACUCUGAUUCUCUCCUGAGUACAUCCAAGGAGCCAAGCACCAUUGAGAACUUUGCAGAUCAGCCACCAUGCAAGACAGCGCUUAGGAGACGCGAGACAAUGGUUGCUGAUCGUGUAGAUGCACACAAAAAUGUUCUUAGAAGACGAGAGACAUUCCAUCAUCAGCGAAUACAAACAAGACCAGAACCUCAAGCCAUUCAGAAGGAAAUUCUUCCAGAGAUUAAAGCGAGGAGAGGGAGUUUCGACGGAUUAUUCUACGUAACAGAUGUCCAAAACACCUACUUCGGAUCAGACAAAUCUGGCAAGCCAAAACAGGGAACGAGAGUGUACAUUGAUCCAAAAUCAGACCAUGUGAAAAAGCUCAAGUCAAAAAGUUUAGAUAGAAUUGGUGAAGGUUUAGAUAGCUUAGUGGAUAUAGUCGUAACUUCUGACAUGGUCCAUCAAGAACCCACAAAGGAAAUCAAUAACUCAUCCGUGGUCAUAGUCUCGCGUUCCCCAAGUAACAAAGUGAAGGAAUAUAGGCCACGAUUAGAGAAGUCAGAGGAACCUGCAAGGCUGCCGUCAGAGAGAUCAGUUUUUUUACCGAUUCAGAGGAACUCUUCACCUACGGAUCUGCAGAAAUUUGUGCUGAAGAGAGGACACACUAAUGCAGGAUUGUACUCUGGUCAGCACAACAUUAGGGAUGCUCCUGGACUCAUUCCUGCCAACAGGGUGAAGACCAUGUCAGAGUACUAUAAUCGGGGUCUGAACAGUCUUCACCACAUCAACCUGAGCAUCUCCACUGGCAAGUUGAUGGAUCUUCCCUCCGGACUCUACUGAGCUUCUUUGGUCCAGAAUACUUCAAUUGAGAACAUCCCAGCAAACAUAAUUAACAUAAGUAUAACCACCAAAGAAGGUAUAUUUUAAAUGGGGAACAUCUACAUUUUUUCAACCAAUUUUAAAUAUUGUAAUGUACAUGACUUAUUUUAUCCUCUGCUUCUCACAGUUAUGUAGUAAUAAUUUAUGAUUUUAAUAGAUAGUGAUUAAUUUUUAUAUGUAAUUAUACUUCAACAUUGUCAGUCAUUAUUCUGAAAAAUUAAUACACUGUAAGUUAUCAAAAAGAUACUUUGUGUACAAAGUUUCUGCUAUCCCAGAUGUUAAAAUAUUUGUCAUGAAUUUAUAUAUACAUAAGUGACAACUCUCUACAGGCGCAAUGUUUUUUUCCUAUGCGAUAUAUAUACAUUAUAUAUAUAU
Homalodisca vitripennis (glassy-winged sharpshooter) is the source of this 3111-nucleotide messenger RNA. RefSeq lists its product as uncharacterized. Bases 256 to 2697 code for a protein of 813 amino acids. NCBI's taxonomy places the organism in Eukaryota, Metazoa, Arthropoda, Insecta, Hemiptera, Cicadellidae. Gene Ontology annotation, molecular function: actin filament binding; small GTPase binding. The record is from RefSeq and is a predicted model, not a curated record. The transcript is spliced from 10 exons. Gene Ontology annotation, cellular component: cytosol. Gene Ontology annotation, biological process: cortical actin cytoskeleton organization; regulation of cell shape; cell migration.